Molecule: messenger RNA, 723 nt
Organism: Suhomyces tanzawaensis NRRL Y-17324
Lineage: Eukaryota; Fungi; Ascomycota; Pichiomycetes; Serinales; Debaryomycetaceae
Gene: SBA1
Product: Hsp90 cochaperone
Exons: 1
Coding region: 1-723 (240 amino acids)
Biological process (GO): protein folding; chaperone-mediated protein complex assembly
Cellular component (GO): nucleus; cytosol
Molecular function (GO): protein-folding chaperone binding; Hsp90 protein binding
Source: RefSeq, a predicted model, not a curated record
AUGACUACUACCGCUCCCACCGUAUUAUGGGCACAACGUUCUAACGCUGAAGAUGCAGCAAAGAAUGUCAUCUAUUUGACUAUUCAAGUUGUUGAUCCGGUUAACACCAAAUUAGAUUUAACUUCGAGCAGCUUGAAGUUAACUGCUGAUUCCUCAGACAAGUCCAAACAUUAUGAUUUGAGCAUUGACUUCUACGAAGAAAUUGAUGAAGAGAACUCAAGAAAGAAUACCGAUAGUGGAUCCCAUAUCUAUUUGGUUUUGAGAAAAAAGACUCCCAAGGAAGAAUUCUGGCCAAGAUUGACCAAAGAAAAGUUGAAGUACCAUUAUAUUAAGACUGAUUUUGACAAAUGGGUCGACGAGGACGAACAAGAUGAAGAACCUGAGAAAGAAGAUGAUAUGGCGAACAUGAUGAAUCUUGGCGGAGGCGCUGGUGGACCUGGUGGACCUGGUGGCCCAGGAGGCCUUGACUUCGCCUCAAUGAUGGGUGGUGCUGGAGGUGCCGGUGGCCCAGGGGGAAUUGACUUUGCAUCAAUGAUGGGUGGCGCUGGUGGCGCUGGUGGCCCAGGAGGACUUGAUUUAGCAUCCUUGAUGGGUGGUGCUGGAGGUGCUGGAGACGGCAACUUUGAUAUCAGUCAAUUGGCUAGUCAAUUGGGACAAGCUGGAAGUGGAAAUGUCGAUGAUGCUGAUGAGGGAGAAGAUGGUGUUGAAGAAGUGGCCAAGUGA